Molecule: messenger RNA, 1800 nt
Organism: Nannospalax galili (Upper Galilee mountains blind mole rat)
Lineage: Eukaryota; Metazoa; Chordata; Mammalia; Rodentia; Spalacidae
Gene: Ctsc
Product: cathepsin C
Exons: 7
Coding region: 102-1490 (462 amino acids)
Cellular component (GO): lysosome
Molecular function (GO): cysteine-type endopeptidase activity
Source: RefSeq, a predicted model, not a curated record
CGGGCUUCUGGCUAUUUUCAGACGCGAGCCACUAGGGUCUCCUGACUCCUUGGCGCCGCUGCGCGCUCUGGCUCCUGCUCCUGUUUCUCCCGCCUGUAGCCAUGGGUCCCCGGCCUCGCCCGGUGCUGGGCGCCCUCCUGCUGCUCCUCUCCGGAGUCUGCACGGUGCUCUGCGACACACCUGCCAACUGCACCUACCCUGAGCUACUGGGCACCUGGGUCUUCCAGGUGGGCCCCAGCGGUCCCCAGCGCGACGCUAACUGCUCGGCGAUGGGACCAUCGGAAAAAAAAGUAGUGGUACACCUUAAGAAGUUGGAUACAGCCUAUGAUGAGUUUGGCAAUUCUGGGCAUUUCACCAUCAUUUACAAUCAAGGUUUCGAGAUUGUGUUGAACGACUACAAGUGGUUUGCCUUCUUCAAGUAUGAAGUCAAGGGCAGGACAGUUGUCAGUUACUGCCACGAGACAAUGACUGGGUGGGUCCACGAUGUGCUGGGCCGGAACUGGGCUUGUUUCGUUGGCAAGAAGGUGGGAAGUCCUUCUGAGAAGGUGAACGUGAAUGUGGCAUACCUUGGAAGUCUCCAGAAAUAUUCUGACAGGCUCUACAGUUAUGACCACAACUUCGUGAGGGCAAUCAAUUCCAUUCAGAAGUCUUGGACCGCAACCACAUACAUGGAAUAUGAGACUCUGAACCUAAGAGAUCUGAUCAGGAGAAGUGGUGGCCACAACCAGAGGAUCCCAAGGCCCAAACCUGCUCCACUGACUGAUGAAAUACAGCAGAAGAUUUCAAAUUUGCCAACAUCUUGGGACUGGAGAAAUGUACACGGGAUUAAUUAUGUUAGCCCUGUUCGAAACCAAGAAUCUUGUGGCAGCUGCUACUCAUUUGCUUCUGUGGGUAUGCUAGAAGCCAGAAUCCGUAUAUUAACCAACAAUACUCAGACUCCAAUCUUGAGUCCUCAGGAGAUUGUAUCUUGUAGCCAGUAUGCCCAAGGCUGUGAAGGUGGCUUUCCGUACCUCAUCGCAGGAAAGUACGCCCAAGAUUUUGGUGUGGUGGAAGAAGACUGCUUCCCCUACACAGCCAAGGAUGCUCCGUGCAAGCCGAAGGAUGACUGCAUCCGCUACUAUUCCUCCGAGUACCACUAUGUGGGCGGUUUCUAUGGGGGCUGCAACGAAGCCCUGAUGAAGCUGGAGCUGGUCAAUCAUGGGCCUAUGGCAGUUGCCUUUGAAGUCCAAGAUGAUUUCCUGCACUACCGCGGAGGCAUCUACCACCACACCGGGUUGAGAGACCCUUUCAACCCCUUUGAGCUGACAAAUCAUGCUGUUCUGCUUGUGGGCUAUGGGAGAGACCCUGUCACUGGGGUGGAUUACUGGAUUGUGAAGAACAGCUGGGGCAUUGGCUGGGGCGAGGAUGGUUACUUCCGGAUCCGCAGAGGAACUGAUGAGUGUGCGAUAGAGAGCAUCGCGGUGGCGGCCACGCCCAUUCCUAGAUUGUAGGGCUUCAUUCCAGCAUCCUGCAAUUUCAGAAGCUUACCACUGUAUUUUCAUGCCUUUGAAAUUAAAACUAGCCUUGAUUUUUUUUUUUAAUGUCUCCCCAUCAACCACUGGCCUACUUUUUCUAAGUACAUGGUUAAGUAAGAUUUAUUUUGUAAGUGAUGGUUAAGCAGUCAAAUAAUGGAUUUUGCUUAUCGUCUGCAAUUCAAUCAGAUGUAUUUUUAAAAAUCUAUGUAAAGUAUGAACUUAUUUUAAAAUUAUGUAAAUCACAUGAAAAUAUGGCAGAGAUUAUUAAAAUUUUUAGAGAUUUUUA